AUGAUGAAGAACAUAAACAAUGUGACUGAAUUUGUCCUCUUGGGCCUCACCCAGAACAAAGAGAUGCAGAAAUUAUGUUUUGUGCUGUUUCUGUUCUUCUAUUUAGUCAUAGUCCUGGGCAACCUUCUCAUAGUUGUUACUAUAAUCUUCAGCUCCCGCUUGAACUCGCCCAUGUAUUUUUUCCUCAGCUACUUAUCCUUCGUAGAUAUCUGCUACUCUUCUGUGACGGCUCCCAAAAUGAUUACGGACUUCCUUGUUGAUAAGAAAACCAUUUCUUUCAUUGGUUGCAUAGCACAGCUUUUCGGGGUCCAUUUCUUUGGUUGCACAGAGAUCUUCAUCCUUACAGUGAUGGCAUAUGACCGGUACAUUGCAAUUUGUAAACCACUCCACUAUACCACCAUCAUGACUAAGCGGGUUUGUGGCAACAUGGUGGCAGCUUCAUGGGUUGGAGGACUUAUGCAUUCACUGCUUCAGACCCUUAUCACCACACAGCUUCCUUUUUGUGGGCCCAAUGAAAUUGAUCAUUAUUUCUGUGAUGUCCACCCUUUACUGAAGCUGGCAUGCACAGACACCUACAUAGUUGGGAUCAUAGUGGUUGCCAACAGUGGGAUGAUUGCUUUGAGCUGCUUCCUUAUCUUGGUUGUGUCAUACAUUAUCAUUUUGGUGUCCUUGAGAUCCCAGUCUUCUGAAGGGCGCCGCAAAGCUCUUUCUACCUGUGCAUCCCAUGUUACUGUUGUUAUUUUAUUUUUUGGGCCAUGUACCUUUACAUACAUACGUCCUUCCAGCAACUUCUCAGAAGACAAGACAGUAGCUGUGUUUUAUACUGUUAUCACCCCAAUGCUGAACCCUCUGAUCUACACACUAAGAAAUGAGGAGGUGAAGAAUGCCAUGAGAAAACUAUGGAGCAGGAAAGUGAUUUCAAGCGAGAAAACAAAAAUGUGA
Messenger RNA from Hemicordylus capensis (graceful crag lizard), 942 nucleotides. RefSeq names its product olfactory receptor 4S2-like. Gene Ontology annotation, biological process: G protein-coupled receptor signaling pathway. Lineage: Eukaryota; Metazoa; Chordata; Lepidosauria; Squamata; Cordylidae. The record is from RefSeq and is a predicted model, not a curated record. Bases 1 to 942 code for a protein of 313 amino acids. Gene Ontology annotation, molecular function: olfactory receptor activity; G protein-coupled receptor activity. Gene Ontology annotation, cellular component: membrane. The transcript has a single exon.